This is a messenger RNA of Drosophila takahashii, 1493 nucleotides long. RefSeq names its product a6 (gene a6). NCBI's taxonomy places the organism in Eukaryota, Metazoa, Arthropoda, Insecta, Diptera, Drosophilidae. The record is from RefSeq and is a predicted model, not a curated record.
CGAUGCAGUUUUAUAAACAGAAGUCUGAAAUACAACAAAAGCAACUCGCAACCAGGAGCAGCUGUCGCGUGGAAAAGCAACCAUCUCGGCCCAGCCAGCAGCUCAUCAUGUCCAGCGGCGGGAGGGGCAGCGCCUAAUCCCGCGUCGCCGCCGCCCUCUGGAGGCGCCUCCUCAUCCGCCACGCAAUUAUGCAAGUUGCAGCAGCGGAUCCAACUGUACCGCCUGUGGAAGAAGUGGAAGAGGAAGAGCAAGAGGAGGAGGAGGAGUCCCAGUCCCAUGACCUCUGAACAGGAUCAUCCACCAGAUCAGUCCACUCAAUCGCAGAACCGAACCAGAGAUGAACCAGAGACAUUCCGAACCAUUCUACAUAUCGCCCCGGCUGUUCGACAACAGGCGGCUCAAGCGGCGCCGCUGCCGGUGGAUGGAGCGCCUGCGGGAGCGCCAGCGGUUCUGCAUGGCCCAGAUGCGUAGCCAGGUGGCCGCCACCAAGACUGACCGCCGGCGUGGUAACCAUGUGGUGGCCAUGAGAACAGCCACCCUGCCGGCCGACGUGACCAUCGACCUGCUGUCGGAUGACGACGAACCUGCCACCCCCACCCCCCAGCAUCGACGAAUGCCCCGCCGGCAGGGCCUCGCGCAUCCCGUGACGGAGAGCAUCCUGAUAACCAGCGAUGACGAGCAGUUCCCCGCCAGGCGCUCCUCGCCGCCGCCCCUCGCACCGCUCACCUUGUCCCGUUCGUCGGAGGCCGUCGAGGAGGUGACCGUUUCGCUGGUGCCGCGCAGCUCCACCACUGCCAACUGCCAGAGGCAAUGUCGAGCGCCCACCAAUGGGAGGAUUAUGAUGGGAGGAAAAGGAGGAGGAAGAGGGGCAGGAGGAGCAGGAGGAGCCGGCAGCAGCAGCAGCGAUACGAGCUGCUUUCUGGAGGUGGACGUGGGCGGAGGCAUCACGGCCACGCUGCCCGACGAGACCACCGUGCACACGGUCAUCGCCAAUCGCAUCUACGAGCUCUCGCUGAGCAAGCUGCGCGAGGGCCUUGCCUUCAGCGGAGUGCCGGAAUACACGACCGACCUGCUGCCGGAGCAACUGCAGAAGCUGUCGCCGGCGCUGCGGGCCAAGGUGGCCCCCCUGGUGGCUCCCUCGCCGCCCACGCCCAUUUCCCUGAAGCUGUCCAGCGACCUCAGCAUAUCACUGAUCUCAGACGACGACGACUGCGAGAGCAGCGGCCAGCAGCAGGCCAACGGAGCAGGAGGAUUAGGAGGAGGAGGACUGGUUGGUCCUGUCGAGGCGCAUGCGGCCGCCAAGCUGCUGAAGCAGCAGCAGCCGCAGCUCUCGGUGGUGCAGCAUCUGCAGUACGUGGGCGGCGGACUCGCGGGCCCCGUGGCUCUGGCCCUCCCGGUGAUGGCCACCAAUGCCACGUCCUCGUCCGCCACCGUGGUGGCUCUGCCCCUGCAGCUGCCGCGGCGCCGGAAGCUGGGAUGAGCUAGGAUGAGCU